Messenger RNA from Rhodamnia argentea, 735 nucleotides. RefSeq lists its product as uncharacterized. The coding region runs from base 13 to 717 and encodes 234 amino acids. The transcript is spliced from 2 exons. Lineage: Eukaryota; Viridiplantae; Streptophyta; Magnoliopsida; Myrtales; Myrtaceae. The record is from RefSeq and is a predicted model, not a curated record.
CAGGCAAUAAUUAUGGAUGAAGAAGGAAGAGAUGAAGGUACCGAUGAUAUUAUAGAAUUCCCGCUACUGAAGCGACUAAGUAUAAUGGACUGUCCCACAGAGAAAUUCUUUUCAUAUACUCAUGGAAAGAAAGAGCUAAUAAUCAAUACUUCAGAAUCACAAGAUGUUUGUUCCGAUUCCUUCUUCAACCAAAAGGUUACAUUUCCCAAUUUAAGAGAAAUGGAGAUUACAAGCGCUCGGUGCAAAGACCUAUGGAACAAUCAAACUUCCACUAAUUCCUUUUGCAAAUUGGAAUCCCUUAAAUUGGAGGACUGCGACAAUCUCCAACAUAUUGCCCCAUCCCAAAUAUGGAAGAGGCUGCAGCGCUGUCUCAAGUUCCUAAAAGUGAGAUCAUGCCACUCAAUCGAGAUCAUAUACGAAAGUGAUGGGACAGUUACAAAGAGCAGUAAAUUGAGGAGCCUCAAUUUGAGAUCUUUGGAAAGCUUGAGGCACAUAUGGCCGUACGAUGGUCUCCCAAGCGUCCCAUUUCCAAAGUUCAGUUCCAUAUAUGUUCGGAGUUGCCCACUGGAAGUACUUUUCCCAGCCUUCACGGCGGAAUUUCUCGAGCAAAUCGAAAUGCUGGAGGUGCGGUGUUGUAAAAAUCUGGAGUUAACUGCUGGCUAUGGAGAAUGUGAAGAAGCCACCGAAACGACAAUCACCUUCUCCGGGGUUAACUAAGCUUUGCCUUGACAAUCU